CACAGUCUUUAUAUUUUUUUCUUUAUAGUCGCGAAGAUUUUUCAUCUAUGAAAUUCUAAAUAACAAAAUCUAGAUGACAAUGACUUUGACUGUUUGAUGUCGCUAUAAAUUUAAAAUUCCCCACCCAUGUCAUGUGUCCGAUGUCGGAAAUGGUGUGCCAUCAACCGGUGACCGGUGUUAGUACUUAGUAAUUUAUCUUAAUAAGUAAAAGUUUAUCACGAAAUGUUAUCAGAUAUAUUUGCGCAAUUGUUAAUAUGAUAACCGUUAAUUUUUUACACUUCAUAUAAUCCGCACUGAUUCCGAAGUCCUUUCUGUAAAUAAUUUUAUUGAUUAUUUAAAGAAUACUGAGUAAUUAAAAAAAAUGGCUGUGUCGAUUCAUAACAAUGUGGUCUCAGGUCCUGAGGAAAGACCUAUACCUGCCCAUUUAUCCUAUGGUCAAUUUUUGUUUGAUAAAUUAAAGGCGGGGGGAAAUAAAAUCGCACAAAUAAGUGCGGAGACUGGAGAAUCUGUUACUUAUCGAAAUAUUCUCCAGAAUAGUGUUAAUCUGGCAGUGGCUCUACAGGAGUUGGGCUUACAGAAGGGUGAUGUAGUUUCGCUCAGUUGUGAAAAUCGUUUUGAAUUCACCGUUGCCUCUUUAGCCGUAAUCUUUGCUGGAGGAGUUUUAUCAACUCUAAAUGUUACUUAUUCGCCAGGUGAAAUUUCCCAUGUAUUCCAAAUCACAAAGCCCAAGUUUAUAUUCACGUCGCCGAUCACUGCACAGAACAUGUAUGACUGCAGCAAGGAUCUGACAUUUGUGAAGAAUUUGAUUUUGUUCGGUGAAUAUGACAUUGUACCCGCCAUGUUCUACAAUGAUUUAGUCAAGAAACACUGUGAUAUAGAUGAUUUCGCAUUGGUCGAUGUGAAUGGAGCAGAGGAUACUGUGGCCGUAAUGUGUUCAUCGGGAACGACUGGCUUACCAAAGGGUGUUAUGUUAACCCAUGUAAAUUUCCUCACACUAUCCGCUCAUAUGAAAUAUUAUUUGGAGACGUCUCAGCAGAAAAGGAAACAUAAUGUAAUAACAGCCCUGUCUUUGAUCCCUUGGUUUCAUGCUUAUGGAUUCAUUACAACAUUAGCCGUGAUGUGCCUACACGUGGAGGUUGUGUUUCUUGUUAGAUUCGAAGAGGAACAAUUUCUUGAAACAAUACAAAAGUAUAAGAUAAACAUGACGACAAUAGUGCCACCGCUCGCUGUGUUCCUUGCCAAACAUCCGUUGGUCUCCAAGUAUGACCUGAGCUCAUUGAACGAAAUGUGGUGCGGAGCCGCCCCCCUGUCCAAGGAAAUACAGACGCUUGUCACUAAACGAACUGGUAUUGAUUUCAUCAAGCAAGGUUACGGACUGACAGAAGUCACAAUGGCCUGUUGUGUGGAUUUAGUCGGCAGAAGCAAAGCAGGCUCCUGCGGUACACCUGCGCCUGGCAUGAAGAUCAAGGUGAUAGAUACUGAGAGUGGUAAGAAAUUAGGUCCCAAUGAAGAGGGUGAGCUGUGCAUUAAGUCGCCUCUCCGCAUGAAGGGAUAUUUGGGUGAUAAAGCAUCCGGUGAUGCUAUGAUUGAUGAGGAAGGUUAUGUUAAGACGGGAGAUAUUGGGUACUAUGACAAGGAAGGAUACUUCUACAUUGUUGAUAGACUCAAAGAACUCAUCAAAUAUAAAGGUUUCCAGGUUGCUCCAGCUGAGUUGGAAUCUUUACUGCUGCAGCACAGUGCAGUGGCGGAUUGCGGUGUUGUUGGCAGACCUGAUGAAUUGGCCGGGGAACUACCGGUAGCGUUUGUAGUCAAGCAACCGGAAACCAAUAUACAGGAACAGGAAAUUAUUGACUACGUAGCCAAGAAGGUGUCGCCAGCCAAACGUCUACGAGGUGGCGUUAUAUUUGUUGACGAAAUACCAAAGAAUCAAUCAGGUAAAAUUCUGAGAAGGGAGCUGAGGAAAAUGUUGUCCGCCAACAUUAAAAGCAAGCUAUAAAAAUGAAAAACAUUUACGGAAUCGUUGCUAUAAAUAAUUUAUUUAAAUCUUAUAUCACGAAAAAGUUUCACUUUUACAAUUAAUAUACAGUUAUUUGAAUUAAUCUUCAUCUCAAGUUAAUUACCGGAUAGUUUGUCUUUUAAUUCUUGUGGUAUCCGACUCAAUGCAUAGUUGUGAAGCUCAUCGUUAACCGCAGCCAACACGCCAGUCUUGUUAGGAUGGGUGACCGAUGCUCCAUAUUUGUAGAAAUCCCCCAAAAUAUCUGUCAAUUUCCCGCCAGCAGCACUAAGUACGGCCUCAGGAGCGCAUGUAUCCCACUUUUUGCAUCCGGGACUUGCAAAUACAUAUAUUGAUGCUUUACCCUCUAGUAACUGUAACACCUGUGACAAUAUUUCACUAAUUAGCCCAUAUAUUUAUUUCCUAUACUUAUUUAUUGUAGGCAUUUAUCAUUUUAUUCAACAUAGAAUCUAAUAUGCUUUUGAGUAAAAAAAACCCAAAGAUCCAACAAAUAGGCUCAGUCUUUGUGCAAUUUGGAAACACACAGACAUUCAUAAUGUCCAAUAUGAAACUUACUAUUAUAAAGUUGGCUAAAGCAAUUAAUUUCCAUGCUACCAACAUAACUGUACAUAACAAUAUUUACCUUAUAACCAGCACCGCCGACCCUCAAAACUUGUGCUGCAUUCAUGACUUGCAAAGCUUUCUCUACAACUGGGUUUGAAUGACUUCUUGUUGUCGUGAUGACAAGCGAAUCUGGUGGAGGAGCUGGUAUGUAGCCUCCGACACCAACUCCUUGGAGGCCCCAAAUCGUUCUACCCAUUUGCUUCUCCUCCCCGACCAUAGUUUUGAAAUAUGGCUGGUGUAUAACACCGGCCACUGGCUUCUCAUUGACUGAUAUACCAAUAAGCACAGUAACAUGCUCGAGGAAACCUGCAACAAUGACAUUUGUCAGUUUUGUAUACAAUGUACUGUGCGAGACAUGCACCAAAUACAUAUAUUAAUAGUUAGUAAAAAAUAUCAAAGAAAAUAUCUAUUGUGCCAUACAUCCAGUAAUUCUAACCAUCUACAGAAGGUCCUUGAUUUAAGAGAUAAGAGAUAAUUAAUACAUAGAAGCUGUGAGACAUGCGCCAAGACAUCUUGUGAUAUUCUAGUUACAAAUGUAUGAUUGUUUUUUUUGUGUUCAAUAAAACAUUUUUUUACGUUAA
Danaus plexippus (monarch butterfly) is the source of this 3198-nucleotide messenger RNA. RefSeq lists its product as uncharacterized. The transcript is spliced from 9 exons. Gene Ontology annotation, molecular function: long-chain fatty acid-CoA ligase activity. Gene Ontology annotation, biological process: long-chain fatty acid metabolic process; fatty-acyl-CoA biosynthetic process. Lineage: Eukaryota; Metazoa; Arthropoda; Insecta; Lepidoptera; Nymphalidae. Bases 362 to 1996 code for a protein of 544 amino acids. The record is from RefSeq and is a predicted model, not a curated record.